GCCCAAUGUUAUCCUGAAAAUGAUUCAGAAUCGCUCAACUGAAAUCUCAUAAACCCUAAAACCCCAAAUCGAAAUCUGCAAACGAAGAAGAUGAUUCGAAGAAGAAUCUCUUCGAUCAUUUCAACAUCUCUCAUCAAUUCAUCGAUUCACCACACCUCCAAACCCAGAUUCGUCACCUCUUCGCCGCUUCUCCAAUGCCGUCGAUCUCCGAUCGUUACUCAGACUCCUACACUGGCGAGCAGAGUUUCGGCGUUUCAGGGGAUUAGGGCGUACAGUUUACUGAGCUUGAACGAUCUGAGAGACAAUGUGCCGAGGAAGCUCAAGACGAGGAAAGGAAGAGGUAUUGGGUCGGGUAAAGGUAAAACUGCGGGAAGAGGUCACAAGGGGCAGAAGGCGAGAGGGACGAUGAAGUUUGGUUUCGAAGGUGGCCAGACUCCUUUACGACGUCGUUUACCUAAACGUGGCUUCAAGAACAAGUUUAAGCUUCAUUUUCAGCCUGUUGGUCUUGGAAAGAUCGCUAAACUCAUAAACGCUGGGCAGAUUGAUUCCCACGAGUUGAUCACUAUGAAGACGCUCAAGGAUGUGGGAGCCAUAGGGAAGCAAAUAGAAGACGGAGUAAGACUAAUGGGUCGUGGUGCUGAUGAGAUUAAAUGGCCACUUCAUUUUGAGGUUUCGAGAGUGACUGUUAGGGCCAAAGAAGUGGUGGAAGCAGCAGGAGGAUCAGUGAGGAGGGUGUAUUACAACAAACUGGGCUUGAGGGCAUUGCUUAAACCGGAAUGGUUUGAGAAGAAAGGAAGGCUAUUGCCAAAAGCGGCGAGACCACCUCCUAAACAACAAGAUAGGGUCGAUAGCAUCGGACGUCUUCCCGCUCCGAACAAACCCAUCCCGUUUUUUUCAGCUGAGGAAAACAAAGUUGAGUCUCCUGUUGAAUCAUGAUUUUCUGUUAAGUUCUUAACGUUUAGUGUCUCAUUUUGAGUUCUUUGUGUCUUUCUUGGUCAUGCUCUUACAAGAAAAAUUGAGCAUAGCGGAUUUCUGUUGGACCAAAUAAUGUCAGUGUCGUUUAAAAAAUUACUUGGUCAUAAGCU
Messenger RNA from Brassica oleracea var. oleracea, 1085 nucleotides. Its product is annotated as 50S ribosomal protein L15-like. Gene Ontology annotation, molecular function: structural constituent of ribosome. Gene Ontology annotation, cellular component: mitochondrial large ribosomal subunit. The coding region runs from base 91 to 936 and encodes 281 amino acids. Gene Ontology annotation, biological process: translation. The transcript is spliced from 4 exons. Lineage: Eukaryota; Viridiplantae; Streptophyta; Magnoliopsida; Brassicales; Brassicaceae. The record is from RefSeq and is a predicted model, not a curated record.